Molecule: messenger RNA, 1511 nt
Organism: Neoarius graeffei (lesser salmon catfish)
Lineage: Eukaryota; Metazoa; Chordata; Actinopteri; Siluriformes; Ariidae
Product: acidic mammalian chitinase-like
Exons: 11
Coding region: 20-1381 (453 amino acids)
Biological process (GO): carbohydrate metabolic process; chitin catabolic process
Cellular component (GO): extracellular region
Molecular function (GO): chitinase activity; chitin binding
Source: RefSeq, a predicted model, not a curated record
GUGUACAACUGCAGCCAUAAUGACAGGAUUUAUUCUGCUCACAGGCUUUUGCCUGUUAUUUAUUCAGUUUGGUUCAGCCUAUCAGCUUAUAUGCUACUUCAGCAAUUGUGCCCAGUACAGACCUGAUCCAGUGAAGUAUGUGCCUACCAACAUUGAUCCCUUCUUGUGUACACAUCUUAGCUACGCAUUUGCUAUCAUUGACUCUGCGAAUCAGCUGGCCACCUCCCAGUGGAAUGAUGAGACUCUCUACCAACAAUUCAAUAGUCUGAAGCAAAGAAAUCCAAGCUUGAAGACACUUUUGUCUGUUGGAGGAUGGAAUUUUGGUUCAACUCAAUUCUCUACCAUGGUGUCCACACAAGCAAACAGAAGUACAUUCAUCCAGUCUUCCAUCAGAUUUCUGAGAACAUAUGGAUUUGAUGGCUUGGAUUUAGACUGGGAGUACCCUGGAGCCCGCGGCAGUCCUCCAGAAGAUAAGCAAAGAUUCACUUUGCUCUGUCAGGAGCUUCGACAGGCCUAUGAGAAUGAAAGCAGUGCUACAGGACGUCCCCGACUUAUGGUCACAGCUGCAGUACCUGCUGGGAAAUCAGCUAUAGAUGCUGGAUAUGAAAUUGCUGAGAUUGCCAAGUACCUGGACUUCAUUAGUGUGAUGACUUAUGACUUUCAUGGGUCUUGGGAGCAUUUCACUGGUCACAACAGUCCUCUGUAUCAAUGGUCUCAGGAAACAGGAGAGCAAAUCUAUCAUAAUACUAACUAUUCAAUGACAUACUGGAAGGAUCAGGGUGCUCCAGUGGAGAAGCUGAGGAUGGGUUUUGCUACAUAUGGCAGAACAUUCCAACUGUCGUCUACAGCAAGUGGCCUGGGAGCUCCAUCAAGUGGCCCUGCUUCUGCUGGCAAUUACACCAGAGAGGCAGGUGUCUGGUCUUAUUAUGAGAUCUGCAGCUUCCUUCAAGGAACCAGCAUACAGUGGAUUCAGGAUCAAAAAGUACCUUAUGCCACAAAGGCGGGUCAGUGGGCUGGCUUUGACACCAAGGAGAGCUUUGACAUAAAGGUGGCAUACCUCAAAGAUAAUAAGUUUGGAGGGGCCUUUGUGUGGGCUCUUGAUUUGGAUGAUUUUACUGGACAGUUCUGUGGACUGGGAAAAUAUCCUCUCAUCAGUGAGCUCAGAAAACUCUUAACCAAUGGUCCUCCUGCUGUUCCUACUGAAGGUCCUUCUCCUCUUGCAAUUCCACAUCAGUAUUGUGCAGUCAAGAAAGAUGGUCUCUACCCAAAUCCUUUUGAUAAUAAAUCUUUCAUCCUGUGUGCUGCUGGGAGAAAUUUUGUACAAGCCUGUCCUGCUGGCACCGUCUACAAUGAGAGCUGCCACUGCUGCAACUGGUCAUAAAUCUGCCACAGGUAGUUAAUAAACACGUGAUGUAGAAAUGAUUUAAAAUACACUUUGUAACAGAUUAACAAAAUGGCACCUGGUUUGAUACUUGUGCAAGCAUUUUAUUUCUCUAUCUGUAAAAAAAAAU